AUGUCGAAGGAGAUCACCCCCUACGCCGAGGCCAGCAAGGUCACACAGCUGGCCCCCGGCGUCUUCCUCGCCAAUCUGUCGGCCAACUUUUGCAUCGGCUCCGUCCCCAACGGCGGCUACGUCGCCUCAACCAUCAUCCGUGCCGCCGCCGAGCACCUCGCGCCGCGCGGCCAGACCGACUCGAUCACGAGCCACUUUGAGUUCAUCGACCGCACCGAGCCCGGUCCCGCCCUCAUCAUCCUCGACGACGUCAAGCUCGGCCGCUCCGUCUCGACUCUGCACGCGACGCUCUACCAAAACAACCUGCAGCCGGUCGCCCCCUUCAUCACGCCGCGCACCCGCAAGCUCGUCCUCUCGUACCUCACCAACGCCAGCCUUGCCCGCGAGCAGGGCCUCACCCUCGACACCAAGUGGACGCUCACGCCGCCGGCGCCGCCGCAGCCCGCGCGCCUUGACCUGCUCGCGACGGACGCGGCCCCAGGCUGGACGGCGCGCUCGCCGCGCCUCCGCGGCCGCAGCAACCUCGUGCGCUCCAACAACAACCUGCAGUGUUUCUUCCCGACGACGGCCCCGCGCCGCGGCCAGGAGGACGUCUGGCUGCGCCUCGCGUCCGGCGAGCCCCUGACCAAUGCCGUGCUCGCCUACGUUGUCGACGCCAUGCCGUACCUCGUCGAGGGGUGGCCCCCCGCGGCCGACGAGGCGCAGACGCCGUUUCGCACCGAUGAGAUUUGGUGGUAUCCCACGCUCAGUAUGAACCUCGACAUCAAGCGGGGGUUGCCCGCCGAGGGCGUCGAGUGGCUGUUCAUGAGGACCAUGGCGCGCGAGAUUCGCAACGGGCGGUUCGACCUCGAGGUGACGAUUCUGGAUGAGCAGGGAAACUUGGUGGCAUUGGCCAGUCACGUCAACAUGAUCCUCUCCAUGGCGAGGAAUAUGAAGAAGAGGACGGAGAAGCUGUAG
Molecule: messenger RNA, 957 nt
Organism: Verticillium alfalfae VaMs.102
Lineage: Eukaryota; Fungi; Ascomycota; Sordariomycetes; Glomerellales; Plectosphaerellaceae
Exons: 1
Coding region: 1-957 (318 amino acids)
Source: RefSeq, a predicted model, not a curated record